Messenger RNA from Drosophila subobscura, 1770 nucleotides. RefSeq names its product probable cytochrome P450 12b2, mitochondrial (gene Cyp12b2). NCBI's taxonomy places the organism in Eukaryota, Metazoa, Arthropoda, Insecta, Diptera, Drosophilidae. The record is from RefSeq and is a predicted model, not a curated record. The transcript has 6 exons. Gene Ontology annotation, molecular function: iron ion binding; heme binding; oxidoreductase activity, acting on paired donors, with incorporation or reduction of molecular oxygen. The coding region runs from base 97 to 1725 and encodes 542 amino acids.
ACGGGUUGCUCCACGUUUUAGUUACAUUUGUAUCUACUUUAUUUAUUGGACCAUAACUUUUAUUAACUAGUUGUACUCGUUUAAUGUGUCUGUCUAAUGAUGUGGAAAACUACUAUGAAAACAGUGCGGCGCCAAAGUUCAGCCAAUCAGCUGUUUAAUGCCAGAAACCUGUCACUGGGUGCGACACUUGGUCAGCAGACCCACUUGGAACUGCUGGAUACGUCGCCGCCGCGUACCGAUGAGAGAUGGCAGCAGGCGAGGCCUUAUGGGGAGCUACCCGGACCCAAUGGUUUUCGCAUGCUGUCCUACUUUUUGCCAGGCGGCAAGCUGCACAACACAAACCUCAUUCAGAUGAACCGUCGCCUCAGGGAGAUGUACGGGGAUAUCUAUCGCUUGCCCGGGUUGAUGGGCAAGGCAGAUGUUGUCUUCACAUAUAAUCCAGAGGACUUUGAGCUGACCUACCGCAAUGAGGGCGUUUGGCCCAUACGCAUCGGUCUGGAGAGCUUCAGCUACUACCGCAAGGUGAAGCGACCGGAUGUGUUUGGUGGCAUCGGUGGCCUGGUAUCAGAACAGGGCAAGGCCUGGGCAGACAUCCGCAACAAGGUGAAUCCGGUGCUCAUGAAAGUCCAGAAUGUCCGACAGAAUCUGCCGCAGCUGGAUCAGAUAGCAAAGGAGUUCAUUGACAAACUGGAAAGCCAGAGAGAUCCGGAAACCCACUUGCUACAGGCUGAUUUUCAUGAUCAGCUGAAGAAUUGGGCCUUUGAGUCCAUUAGCUUUGUGGCCUUAAACACGCGCAUGGGUCUGCUCAGCGAUCAACCGGAUCCGAAUGCCGCGCUCCUGGCCGGGCAUAUGAGCGAUUUCUUCAACUACAGUUUCCAGUACGAUGUGCAACCCUCGAUCUGGCCCUACUACAAGACACGGGGCUUCAAGCGGUUCCUCAAGACAUACGACGACAUCACAGAGAUCACCACCAACUACAUCGAAGAGGCCAUUCAACGCUUCGAGAUCGAUGAUGGCCGCAAGACCAAAUGCGUCUUGGAACAGUUGUUGGCCCUGAACAAGCAGGUGGCCGUUGUGAUGGUCAUGGACAUGCUGAUGGCCGGAAUCGAUACGACCUCUUCUGCCUUUGUUACGAUUCUCUAUCACUUGGCGCGCAAUCCCGAUAAACAAGAGCAGCUGCGCCGUGAGCUGCUUCGCAUCCUGCCCGAUGCCAAGGCCUCGCUGACUGACGAGACCACCAAGAACAUGCCUUAUUUGCGGGCCUGCAUCAAGGAGGGACUACGCAUCACCUCAAUCACACCUGGAAACUUUCGCAUCACAACCAAAGAUCUGGUGCUCUCUGGCUACCAAGUGCCUCGUGGCACGGGCGUCCUAAUGGGCGUCCUGGAGUUAUCCAACAGCGACGAGUACUUUGCCCAGAGUGCCGACUUUAUGCCCGAGCGUUGGCUCAAGUCAGACAUGGCUGCCGAUGUCAAGGCCUGUCCAGAGGCCCGCACCCGCAAUCCGUUUGUGUACCUGCCCUUUGGCUUUGGACCGCGCACCUGCAUCGGGAAGCGUAUAGCCGAGCUGGAGAUAGAGACGCUCAUGGUGCGCCUGCUGCGUAGCUACCACAUCAGCUGGCUGCCCGAUACUGCUCUGCAGUACGAGAGCACCAUUAUCCUGUCGCCCUGCGGCGACAUCCGCUUCAAGCUCGAGCCAGUCGAACGUGUUGGCGAAUCCUUGUGAUAUCAUGCCUAUGCUCAAGUACAGACUGUCGUUUGAGUUCAGAGA